AUGGCGGCGCUGCCGGUGGCGGGGGCGCUGCCGGCGGCCCCGGCCGAGCCCAACCCCUUCUCCUUCCGCGAGUUCGUCCGCUCCAAGCGCCGCGCCGGGGACGGGCCGGGCGGGGACGCGCAGGCGGCUCGGGACGGGCCCGUCGUGCCCCCGCUGCCCGCGGUGCCCGCAGAGUCGCGGGACGAGCAGCAGGACGAUGAGGAAGAGGAGGAGGAAGAGGAGGAGGAGUGGAGCGAGAGCUACCAGCCGCUGGCCGUGGAGCAGGCCCAGCUGGCCGCGCUCGGAGCCCGCCCGGGGCCGGGCCGGGUCCCCCCGGGGCCGGGCCGGGUCCCCCCGGGGCCGCCGAGCUACGAGCAGCUAAAAGAAGAGAAUGCUAUUUUGAGAAGCAAGAUCAAUAAGCUUCAGAUUCUGUCUGAAACUCAAGCAGACAAGAUGAGGAAGCUUGAGAAGAAGCUUGAGGAAAACAAACUCAAAGAUGAAAAAGAAGCACAGGAUUUGGAAGCAAUGGUGCAGCACGUGGAGCAGAAUCUGCAGCUGAUGACUAAACGGGCUGCCAAAGCUGAGAGCAGCGCUGCCAAACUGAGACAGGAAAAUGCACAGCUCCAGGAGGAGCUGAGGAAUUCCCGGCUGGAGAAGGAGGCGCUGCGGGCGGGCCAGAUGGGACUGGCGGCGGCCAAGCGGAACUCGGAGGUGGCGCUGCAGCAUCUGCUGUGGGUCACAACCAGCUCCCGAGCAUCCCUCAGGCAGCUGCUGUCUGGAGCAGAAUCCCUGCAGCUCGUGGCUGACCUCCUGAAAUCCAUAGACAGAAUCUCUGAGGUGUCAGAGGACGGACAGUGACUCACACAGCACGGAGGACUUUGUUUUCGUAUGGAAACCACUACUAAAAAGUGAAUUUUUGAUA
This is a messenger RNA of Lonchura striata (white-rumped munia), 901 nucleotides long. RefSeq names its product endosome associated trafficking regulator 1 (gene ENTR1). Lineage: Eukaryota; Metazoa; Chordata; Aves; Passeriformes; Estrildidae. Gene Ontology annotation, cellular component: recycling endosome; centrosome; ciliary basal body. Gene Ontology annotation, biological process: regulation of cytokinesis; positive regulation of cilium assembly; positive regulation of protein localization to cilium. The record is from RefSeq and is a predicted model, not a curated record.